AUGAGCCAGCGAAGUAAGCAAAUUCCCACAACCUGGGAUGCCUAUGAACAUGGCCGGACCUCUUCCUUUGGUUCCUUAGAAUCCGUACCCGAAAAUGAACCACCAAUCAUCCUCUCGUCCUCCACUUCGAGUGAGCGUCUCAUUCCUCCUAGACAUGGCGAAGAAGAAGGAGAGGGAGAAGGGGGAGGUAGGGUGCUAAGGAGGAGAUCCUCUAUUGGGAAGAGAUUCGACAGUCUCCGACAUAUGGGUGGACCAAAUAGCAUUGACAAUUUCGCCCGAUCAUUCCAAAGAGCUGCUGGAUUUCGAGAGAUAACACCCGUGCGGAGAAACUCGGUCACCCUUGCAGAACCCGAUCAAGAAGCUGGAGAGGAGGGUGCUGAACAAUGCAGUGCUCCUGAUAGAUCGCUUCUACGGCGACAGCUACAUGAUUACCAUCUGCAACAUGGAAGCGACGCUGCUGUUCACGAUGAACAACAUGAAGUUGAGGAGCUAGAUGAACAUUCCCGACUGCUUCCCAUGCCGAGCCAUCAGACAAUGAAAUCGACUGCUAGUUCUCUGACACCUGGCUCGUUGAUGGCUAACCAGCUUGGAACAAGCUAUGGGAGUAUUUCUUCAAGAUUGACGGCCUCUGCCCGACAACGAGCCUCGAUUUUGAUUCUAGAACAUGAAGAAGCUAGUCGACAAGCUAAGGAACACCCUGAACAAUUCAAAGAAGAGCCCCCGCGAGCUAUUGAACAAGAAGUGAGACCGGAUGGGGAAAUCGUUACACGUAUAGUGGGUGAAUCUACAGUACCGAUGACCAUCUUCAACUCGACCAAUGUUCUGAUCGGGGUGGGGAUUCUGGCUCUCCCACUCGGUAUCAGAUACUCUGGUUGGAUCAUCGGCCUGAGCUUUCUUACACUCGCGGCUGUCUCCACCUCAUACACGGCCAGAUUGUUAGCCAAAUGCCUGGAUACCAAUACAGGCUCGACAACAUACGGAGACAUUGCUUUCCUCGCGUUCGAUUCAUGGGGGAGAAACUUUGUGGAGUCUCUGUUCAUUCUCGAACUCACAGCUGCCAAUGUCGCUCUCAUCAUCUUGUUCGCCGAUAGCAUGAACUCGCUCAUACCAGGUCUCAACGUGCUUGAAUGGAAAGUUCUCAUCGCAGUCGGGCUGAUACCUUUGAACUUUGUUCCUUUCAGAACCCUGAGUGUCACCAGCGUUAUUGGAAUCUUCUGUUGUCUUGGAAUCAUCAUCAUUGUCUUUGCCGACGGCCUGAUCAAGCCUCGCAGUCCUGGCUCUUUGAGAGAUGUGGCUAAAACAUACGCAUUUCCAGAAGAUUGGCGGACCAUCCCUCUCAGUCUGGGUCUCUUUAUGGCUCCUUGGGGAGGUCAUAGCGUCUUCCCUGCCAUAUACAAGGAUAUGCGUCAUCCGCAAAAGUACGAUCGAGCCGUCAAGUACACCUAUCUAUUCACCUACGGCCUCGACCUCUCCAUGGCUGUACUUGGUUACUUAAUGUUCGGUGACAAAGUGCGAGACGAAGUGACGUCAAACAUCCUCCGAUCUUCCGCCUAUCCUCACGCCUUAUCCGUCAUUAUUGUUGUGUUGAUCGCCAUCAUUCCCAUCACCAAAAUUCCUCUCUCCAAUCGUCCCAUGAUGGACACACUGAACAAGAAGUUCUAUAUCGAUCUUCGUCAAAUGGACCUCAAGGCACGACUACACAGUGAGAAGAGCUUGAAACACCGUGCUGCUCGUGGUUUGAUUGGGAUCAUGACCAAUAUCAUCCAACUCGGCAUCGCCAUUGGUUUCCCCGAUUUUGACAGUAUCAUGGCCCUCAUGGGAUCUGCUUUAUGUUUCACUAUUUGCAUCAUCCUUCCCGUCAGCUUUUACCUCAAGAUUUUCAGCACAGAAGGUAAAGAGAUCAGGAUGCCAGAGCGGAUUCUUGAUUGGUGUCUCGUCAUUCUUUGUAUUGGAUUGGCUGGUUUGGGGACAGUAUUUGCUAUUUUGCCCAAAGACAAGAUUGGGUUGAAAUGA
Molecule: messenger RNA, 2013 nt
Organism: Rhinocladiella mackenziei CBS 650.93
Lineage: Eukaryota; Fungi; Ascomycota; Eurotiomycetes; Chaetothyriales; Herpotrichiellaceae
Exons: 1
Coding region: 1-2013 (670 amino acids)
Biological process (GO): amino acid transmembrane transport
Cellular component (GO): vacuolar membrane
Molecular function (GO): amino acid transmembrane transporter activity
Source: RefSeq, a predicted model, not a curated record